AUGACCCAUUAUUUCUUCCCUUCCAAGUCCAGAGGCGCAGGCAGUGGAAAUGGGGCCACCUCAAGCUUCCUGCUCCUAGAACUAGAGAGAGGCAAGGUCUCUCGUUGCCGCCCGUACCCAGCACCGCAGCAGCAAGGCUGGACAAGAUGGAGAAAUCAAUUAAUAGGCAACCCUCCAAUGUUACUUCUGGAGGGCGGCCCCUGGAGCGCGGCGGUGGCGAGGCGGUCCGUGGAAGGGCUCGGGGGAGAGCGGGAGGGAGGAGGCGUGGUGGCCCUGGCCGGCUUGACUCGGGUCUCCGCGUGGGUGCGGCGCCUGUGCGGCCUGGCCCACGUGUGCCCGGCCGGCGCGGGCGGAACCGGCGCUCCUGCAGAGGGAGCUGUGCGCCCAGGCUGGCGCACGCAAGGCGCCGCCCGCUCCCUCUUGCCGCCGCCGCGGCCGCUGGGCCCGCCCGCCGGGGAGGGGCUCCCGGCUUCGCCGACAGCUGCUUCCUGCUUCCCGCACGUCCUCGCCGCGGCGCCGCCGGUCCAGUCGUGCGAGCCUUGCUUUCCCGAGAGCCGCCAGCCGCCGCCGCACGCUCGGCCCCUGCGCGCCCGCUCACAUCCGUACCCGGAGCCCCGCGCCCUUACGUUUCUCCCUGCCCGCCGUGGCCAUGCUGUCGUUCCAGUACCCCGACGUGUUACCGCGACGAGGACCGCCGUGCAAGAUUAUCAUGGCCAUAAAAUCUGUGACCCCUACACUUGGCUUGAAGACCCAGACAGUGAGCAGACAAAGGCUUUCGUGGAGGCACAGAACAAGAUCACUGUGCCAUUUCUUGAGCAGUGUCCUAUUCGAGGUUUAUACAAGGAGAGAAUGACUGAACUGUACGACUAUCCCAAGUAUAGUUGCCACUUCAAGAAAGGGAAACGGUAUUUUUAUUUUUACAAUACAGGUUUGCAGAACCAACGAGUAUUAUAUGUACAGGAUUCCUUAGAGGGUGAGGCCAGAGUGUUCCUUGACCCCAACCUACUCUCUGACGAUGGCACAGUGGCACUGCGGGGCUAUGCAUUCAGUGAAGAUGGUGAAUAUUUUGCUUAUGGUCUGAGUGCCAGUGGCUCAGACUGGGUGACGAUCAAGUUCAUGAAAGUUGAUGGUGCCAAAGAUCUUCCAGAUGUGCUUGAAAGAGUCAAGUUCAGCUGUAUGGCUUGGACCCAUGAUGGGAAGGGAAUUUUCUACAACUCAUAUCCCCAACAGGAUGGAAAAAGUGAUGGCACGGAGACAUCCACCAAUCUCCACCAAAAGCUCUGCUACCAUGUCUUGGGGACUGAUCAGUCAGAGGAUGUUUUGUGUGCUGAGUUUCCUGAUGAACCUAAGUGGAUGGGUGGAGCUGAGUUAUCUGACGAUGGUCGCUAUGUCUUGUUAUCAAUAAGGGAGGGCUGUGAUCCAGUAAAUCGACUCUGGUACUGUGACUUACAGCAGGAAUCAAAUGGCAUCACUGGAAUCCUGAAGUGGGUAAAGCUGAUUGACAACUUUGAAGGAGAAUAUGACUACGUAACCAACGAGGGGACAGUGUUCACGUUCAAGACAAAUCGCCAUUCCCCCAAUUAUCGCCUGAUCAACAUUGACUUCAUGGAUCCUGAUGAGUCUAAAUGGAAAGUGCUUGUUCCGGAGCACGAGAAAGACGUCCUAGAAUGGGUAGCUUGCGUCAGGUCCAACUUUUUGGUCUUAUGCUACCUCCAUGAUGUGAAGAACAUUCUACAGCUUCACGACCUUGCCACGGGCGCCCUUCUGAAGACCUUCCUGCUCGAGGUCGGCAGCAUCGUGGGAUACAGCGGUCAGAAGAAGGACACUGAGAUCUUCUAUCAGUUUACUUCCUUUUUAUCUCCAGGUAUCAUUUAUCACUGUGAUCUUACCAAAGAGGAACUGGAACCAAGGGUUUUCCGAGAGGUGACUGUGAAAGGAAUCGAUGCUUCCGAUUACCAGACAAUCCAGAUUUUCUACCCGAGCAAGGAUGGAACAAAGAUUCCAAUGUUCAUUGUGCAUAAAAAAGGCAUAAAAUUGGAUGGCUCUCAUCCUGCUUUCUUAUAUGGCUAUGGUGGCUUCAACAUAUCUAUUACACCCAACUACAGUGUGUCCAGGCUUAUUUUUGUGAGACAUAUGGGUGGUGUCCUUGCAGUGGCCAACAUCAGAGGAGGUGGCGAAUACGGAGAGAGGUGGCAUAAAGGUGGUAUCUUGGCCAACAAACAAAACUGCUUUGAUGAUUUUCAGUGUGCUGCCGAAUAUCUUAUAAAGGAAGGUUACACAUCUCCCAAAAGGCUGACUAUUAAUGGAGGUUCAAAUGGAGGCCUCUUAGUGGCUGCUUGUGCAAAUCAGCGUCCUGACCUCUUUGGUUGUGUCAUUGCCCAAGUUGGAGUAAUGGACAUGCUGAAGUUCCAUAAAUAUACCAUUGGUCACGCCUGGACCACUGAUUAUGGGUGCUCGGACAGCAGGCAACACUUUGAAUGGCUUAUCAAAUAUUCUCCACUGCAUAAUGUCAAGUUACCGGAAGCAGACGACACCCAGUACCCGUCCAUGCUUCUCCUCACAGCCGACCAUGAUGACCGCGUGGUCCCGCUCCACUCCCUGAAGUUCAUUGCCACCCUUCAGUACACCGUGGGCCGGAGCCAGAAGCAGCUCAACCCCCUGCUCAUCCACGUGGACACCAAGGCAGGCCACGGGGCCGGGAAGCCCACAGCCAAAGUGAUAGAAGAAGUCUCAGAUAUGUUUGCGUUCAUAGCACGGUGUCUGAACAUCGACUGGAUUCAAUAAAUGGAAUUCCCUGUUCCCUCCUGACAGCCACAGAAAACCUCAAGGGCUUUGUCUCCGUUAAAACCUAGAAACCACUGGGCAUAAUGCUUACCCACAUGAACACUGCACUCACAGACUGCGGUUAAAGAGAACUGCUGUGGGAAUUUUAUCUUUUUUAGACUUCUCCUUUUUAGCAAGCCCUUGGAGUUACUUUUUCCACCUGUCCAGGCACAUGUUAAAAAAAAAAAAGGCAUGUUCGGAUAAAUACCUAAGUGGCAGCCAACAUGUUGUGAAUGCUAGAUUG
Messenger RNA from Choloepus didactylus (southern two-toed sloth), 3067 nucleotides. RefSeq names its product prolyl endopeptidase (gene PREP). The record is from RefSeq and is a predicted model, not a curated record. Gene Ontology annotation, cellular component: cytosol. Lineage: Eukaryota; Metazoa; Chordata; Mammalia; Pilosa; Megalonychidae. The coding region runs from base 1 to 2784 and encodes 927 amino acids. The transcript is spliced from 16 exons. Gene Ontology annotation, molecular function: serine-type endopeptidase activity; oligopeptidase activity. Gene Ontology annotation, biological process: proteolysis.